Messenger RNA from Ceraceosorus guamensis, 2007 nucleotides. RefSeq names its product carboxyl transferase. Lineage: Eukaryota; Fungi; Basidiomycota; Exobasidiomycetes; Ceraceosorales; Ceraceosoraceae. The annotation marks the transcript as partial. The record is from RefSeq and is a predicted model, not a curated record. The transcript is spliced from 6 exons. Gene Ontology annotation, biological process: L-leucine catabolic process. Gene Ontology annotation, molecular function: methylcrotonoyl-CoA carboxylase activity. Gene Ontology annotation, cellular component: mitochondrion; methylcrotonoyl-CoA carboxylase complex.
UACACAUGCUGGUGUCACGAGUACAACGCCGUCAAAUACAUACCUUUGUGUCAACAUCCACCACCGCCACCACUAGAAGACCUUUGCCCCCGCAAGAAGCGAUAAGGCACACUUCUGAUCGCUCGCACAGCAUAACAUUGUCUGCUGUUCACCUGCAAACGCGUCUUGGCUCGCCAAGGGCCACGACAGCCCAUCAGUCUUCUUGUUCAUCUCACGCAGACAGUCAAGAUGGCAUCUCGCGGGAUGCUGACCGCCAGACUGGGCUCACAUCUGACGAGUGCGCGGCAGAUGAAAGAAUGGGGAGCAUUCGGGGUCGUCAGCAAUACACGGUGGCUCUGCAGCACAACCUCUCGCUCCUCGCACCUCUCUACCUCCGUUCUGCCAUCCUCUAUCAACGCCUCAUCGGAUGUCUACAAGGCCAACGCAGCGUCCAUGGACGCCCUUGUCUCUUCGCUGGACACUCUCCACGGGCGCAUCUCGCUAGGAGGAUCAGAAAAGGCGCGAGCGCGACACGUGCAGAGGGGGAAGCUUCUGGCGAGAGACAGGAUAGGUGCGCUGCUGGAUCCUGGCAGCCCUUUUCUGGAGCUGAGCACGCUAGCGGGCUGGUCAGUGUACGACAAGGAAGAUGAAGUACCUGCAGGAGGUGUCAUCACUGGCGUCGGCAAUGUUUCAGGCACGCCCACCUUGAUCCUGGCCAAUGACCCAACGGUGAAAGGAGGCUCAUACUACCCCAUCACUGUCAAGAAGCAUCUCAGAGCGCAGCAGAUCGCGCGAGAGAACAGAUUGCCUUGCGUCUACCUGGUCGAAAGCGGAGGCGCUGCCUUGCCUUAUCAGGCCGAUGUCUUUCCCGAUGCUCAUCAUUUUGGAAGGAUCUUUGCAGAGAUGGCGCAAAUGUCAGCAUUAGGAAUCCCGCAAAUCGCCGUUGUACACGGAAUUAGCGUCGCUGGAGGAGCAUAUGUGCCUGCGAUGGCCGACGAGACUAUCAUCGUGCGAAAGCAAGGUACCAUCUUCUUGGCAGGUCCACCGCUCGUAAAAGCGGCCCUUGGAGAGGAGGUGGAUGAUGAGACCCUGGGCGGUGGAGAGAUGCACUGCUCUGAGAGUGGUGUUACGGAUCAUUUGGCAGUCGACGACCACCACGCUGUCGCGCUGGCUCGAGAAUCGGUAGCAAACUUGGCUCUUGGGGCCGGCGGCUCGCACUCGCGGACAAAUCUUUCGCUGCCUUCGCAUGCAGUUGACGAGCCCCUCUAUCCAGCUUCGGAGCUUCACGGCAUCGUCCCUUCAUCCUUGCGGCAGCCCUUCGAUAUGCGAGAUGUGAUUGCUCGCAUCGUCGACGGUUCGCGCUUUCACGAAUUCAAGAAGCUCUACGGGACAAGCAUUGUGACCGGCUUUGCCUCCAUUGCGGGGCAACCAGUGGGCAUCAUUGGGAACAACGGCAUUCUCUUUGGCGAUUCCGCCAAGAAAGCGACAUCCUUUGUUCAGCUUUGCAACCAACGCCAAAUUCCCCUCGUCUUCUUGGUCAAUGUGACGGGCUACAUGGUCGGAUCGAGGGCAGAGAGGGAGGGGAUAGCGAAAGACGGGGCCAAGAUGGUCAGAGCAGUAGCUACGGCUGAUGUCCCGAAAUUCACAGUGGUUGUGGGUGGAUCUUAUGGAGCGGGCAACUAUGGCAUGAAUGGACGAGCGUACUCUCCAAGAUUCCUGUGGAUGUGGCCCAAUGCCAGAAUUGGCGUGAUGGGAGGAGAUCAGCUCUCGAGCGUCAUGGGCAGCGUUUCCUCUUCUGCCUCUUCACAAGAAAGUACGCGAAAAUUGGCAGAGCAGAUCGAGCACCAGAGCACUGCUGUGUAUGCUAGCGCCAGGCUGUGGGACGAUGGGAUUAUUCGACCUGCGGAUACGAGGGGCGCUCUGGCUAUGGGCCUGCACAUUGCAAACGAAGGGAGAAGGAAAAGCAGGGAGAGGGCCGCUGUUCAUCCCGCGUGGGAUGGCAAUGCUUUUGGUCAGGGAGUCUACAGG